ACCACCACCUCGUCUUGCGCCCACGUGCCACGAGCAACGCAUAGCACUCUCCGGCCAGCGAGCAGAUUCCCACCAGCUCACCCAAGCCAUGGCAGGCCCCGCCGCGCGCCACUGGGAACAGAACAAGGAAGCCACCGUCUACGUCGGCAACAUCCACGAAGAUGUGACGCAGCAGCUCUUGACCGAGCUCAUGAACCACCACGGCCGCGUGCGCACCAUCAACAUGCCCGUCGACCGCGUCAAUGGCAAGCACCAGGGCUUCGGCUUCGUCGAGUUCGCGACCGAGAGCGACGCCGAGUACGUCAUCUCCAUCCUCAACGGCACGCGCCUCUACAACAACGCGAUCCGCAUGAACAAGGCUUCUGCAGACAAGGCAAAGAGCGUCGAGGUUGGCGCGGAGCUGUUCAUCGGCAACCUCGACCACGGCGUCGACGAGCGGUCGCUGUACGACACGUUCCUGCGUUUCGGCCAGCUUGUCAACGCCCCCAAGAUUGCGCGCGACGAGCUGGGACUUUCCAAGGGCUAUGGCUUCGUUUCCUACGCCGACUUUGAUGCCUCGGAUGCAGCCAUCGCGAACAUGCACGGCCAGUACAUGCAGGGCAAGCAGAUAUCCGUGCAAUAUGCCUACAAGAAGGACGGCCAGGGCGCGCGCCACGGAGACGACGCGGAGCGUUUGCUUGCCAAACAAGCAAAGGCGCACGGUGUCGCUCCCGCGGUGCAGCCCCUUCCCGCCCAUCUCUUCCAGGCACCCCCGCCACAGGCUCCCACAGGACCCCGUGCCCCUGGCAUGCCGAAUGCACCAAGCGGGUACGCAGGACCACCCCCGCGGGGCCCGCCCCAAGCCCCGCCGCCCUCUCUUCCACCGCUGCCAUCCGGUCUGCCUGCGAGGCCUCCCAGCGGUGCCCCGCCCACGAAUUUCUACCCUCCACCGCCCGGCUUCCCUGGAGGCCCUCCUCCGCCGGGCUUCGUACAACCUCCUCCAGGUUUUGGAAGAUAGAUGUACGGCAACUCAACAUGCAUGGAAUGGCGUUAUGAACUUUGACUAGAUGAGAUACCCAAUCAGAAGAAUCAUUUCAAUCACAACAGUCCCAUGCCCGAAUCCAGUAAAUCUGGGGUGUUGUGGAGCUGGUGCUGUGAAUGCUGCAGACAAAACACAGCUGAUGCCUCGGGCUAGGUAGGCGUGAAGUGUACAUUGAGGCAACCCACUCACGGGAGAGGCAUGUUCUAGCGAUUGCACUUGAUGAGUGCGAGAAGAUGGGCUGAUGUGGGUAUCAUCACAUGUCGAAGCGAACAGUCCUUUGUGCGCAUAGUACAGAUGUCAGACUGGCGACACUGCUAUACGUCAAACAGGAUGUGAACACGACUAAUUGGAAAGCAAAGCAGUUUUUGAAUUGAAUGAG
Paraphaeosphaeria sporulosa is the source of this 1400-nucleotide messenger RNA. RefSeq lists its product as uncharacterized. Gene Ontology annotation, molecular function: RNA binding. NCBI's taxonomy places the organism in Eukaryota, Fungi, Ascomycota, Dothideomycetes, Pleosporales, Didymosphaeriaceae. The transcript is spliced from 2 exons. Gene Ontology annotation, biological process: positive regulation of mRNA splicing, via spliceosome. Gene Ontology annotation, cellular component: U12-type spliceosomal complex; nucleolus. The coding region runs from base 89 to 997 and encodes 302 amino acids. The record is from RefSeq and is a predicted model, not a curated record.